AUGGACAACUUAAGCAGUUCAUCCAAAUCUCCAAAGGCUCAAUCCAACAACCUUCAUCAUCGGACAAAGGAAAAACUCCACAGGGAAGUGGACCGGUGUAAGGUGUCGUCCCAGUCAUACAUGGAGGAACUGGACUACGACGGGAAUGUUCCACCUCCCGUAAGUCCUACGCCCGAGCUUUGGUUAGAUCCACCUCAAUUAUCUCUGAUCAGGAUCCCAUAUUUUUUGAUUCUCGGGACCUCGAGGUAUCGAAUAGCCCAUGAUGACCCUCUAGUAAUUGAGGCUACAAUCGCCAAUUACACCGUGAAACGAGUUCUCGUUGAUGGAGCGAGCUCAGCCGAAUUACUUUUUUACCCUUCUUUUUGCUCGUUGGGUCUUCGCUUGGAUCAUUGUCAACCUUACAACAUCUGUCUUUUGGGUUUCUCUAGCAACCAAGUCCCAGUACUUGGAAUUCUACCUCUUCACGUACGCAUCGGCAAUGGCGACCAAACAACCGAGACGCUGGUUAACUUUCAUGUGGUUAACUGUUCCUCUGCAUACAAUGGAAUUCUUGGAAGACCGUUUCUACACAAAGCUCGGGCCGUCCCUUCUACAUUUCAUCUCAAAUUGAAGUUCCCUACUCUGUCUGGAGUAGGCUGUGUCCGAAGGGAUCAAUCUAAGCAAUUUUGUGCAUUCUCCCUCAACGAUAGACAUGUCAUUACCGUCGACACUUGA
Molecule: messenger RNA, 714 nt
Organism: Linum trigynum
Lineage: Eukaryota; Viridiplantae; Streptophyta; Magnoliopsida; Malpighiales; Linaceae
Source: the annotation of a GenBank genome assembly